GAGACGCAGCGUCAUGACGUCACCCCUCCCUGGUGGCAUGGCGGCUGCUGGGUGAGAAUGUGGGCAGUGUGUGUGUGAGAGGGAGUGUGUGUGUAAUGUAGAGUGUGUGGAGUGUGUGAAUCAGGGCUGUGGGAGGAACGGUUCGCGGGGAGGUGAAGAUAAAGCGGCUGAUGUCUGAGGAGAAUUAGCUGACAACUGAACCCAGAAAUGGAGCGGCAGCGGCGGCUCUCCAGCGCGGCCGAGCUGCUCUCCAACCAAGAUGGCGAGCGGUCCGACGGGGACGAGGAGCUGGCGGCUGGGUUUGAGGACGUUUCCGAGACGCACAGGAGCCGCGGGUCCGACGCCAAGCCCGGGGGACCCUCUGCGCUUUCUAACCGGCUGGCGGACGAACCCCCGCGGCUCAGCUUUCCGAGGAUACCGAAGAGGAACAAGGAGAAGAGAGCUCUGUUCCAGUGUUUGAACUCAGUCUCCAGAGAGUUUGGUGAAAUAAUGAAAACCAUCACCUCCAGCUACAAAGACCCUUCUUCAGCUGGAAACUUCAUUUACACCAAACCUCGCCUGGUCCACAGUGAACUUCUGGAGAAAGAGUUCAUAGAGAAGAGGAAAGAGCUGAAGCAGGAUGGACGCACAGAUAAAGAGCUGGCUGAGGCUUUCUGUUUCCUGCUUUGUGACGCCCACAAGGUUCCUUUGGUGUGUGAGAAGGGUUUGUCAGUUGGCAGCAGCGGCUGGUUAAACAUUUUAGGAAAUCCAUCUAAAGGAGUUUACCUCUCUCAGUUCUCUGACUUGCUCCAAGCUAGUCCCCAUGAGCCUGGCUUCACUGGAGAGAUGAUCAUCUUUAAAGUCAUGAAGGGUAAAGUGAAAAGCAUACACGACAACAUGUCGAGAAUGUUGGACCCCACGCCCAAAUUUGACAGUCAUUUCUCCAAGAAUGCCAACCGGGUGACCUCCCUACAGUCCUUCAGAGCGUUCGAGUACACUCAGCAAUACUUCUACGAGUAUGUUGAUUUUGAGCUCACGUCGCGGCCGAGGCACGUGUGUCCGUACGCUGUGGUUACCUUUCAGUUUAAAGGCAAAGAGUCGAUAACGGUGGGUCCCAACCCCCUGCCUCUGCAAAGGUCAGAGAGCUUGCCUUCUGGAACGGGUAGAGAGAAGUGUGGUUACGUGGUUUGGAAGGGGCAGUUUGUGAAUGGAGGAAAGGAAGUGUACCACACGAGUCUUCGCUCCCUCUCUCAUCCCUUCCUGCCGUUCAAGCUGCCUGAUCGAGUGGAGAUCGGGAAGGUGAUGAAGCUGGAUCAAGUGAAGGGGAUCAUUUCUUCUUCCUUUUUCUCCUGGGAUCUUUACUCAGGCAGCCAUGAAGUGUUUAAGAGAGGGCUUCACUGCAGUCUGUUUGAGGUGGUGGUGGAGAAAAGCAAAUCAGCGGAGAACCUGACUUUACUGUUCCAGAAACUAGAAGAGCAGGGACUGGUGUUUGUGAAUUCCGUGAAUGACAGCGGUUUCCUGUUCCUGCUGUCUUCAAACCAAAUGUCCAACUCAAGUGAACGCCGGAGCGGUUGGAAAAAAUCCUGUGGACAAGCUCUUUUUAUUUAUCGUCAUUCUCGGGACGUGUCGCAGUUCUCAUCUAAACCCCCUGCAGAUGGCACCUCUCUGCUACCAGUUCCUCAGGACCCUGUAAUGCCACAUCUAGAUAGCUUCAUCCCAGCGUUCCACUACGCCCUCAGCAAGGUGCGCAGUAACCCUCCGUCUAACCUCGGCUCAGGGGUGGAGCAGCAGGCCCACGACUACCUCAGCAGCCUCCGCGAGGGCAAACUCGUCCACCGGGUCCGACUCGACUACGACCACAAGCUGGACGAGCGGGAGAAGCUGUUCCCCGCCCCCAGGCAGAAGUACAACUGGGAAAACUACGUGCGCUCCUACUUCUUCAGCCCUCACCUGUUCACCAUGCCUGUGGAGAAAGCUAAGAACAUGGUGGAGACGCUCCGCUACAUUCCACCAGAGUCGAGUUCGGACAUGGAGGCCACAGGUGGCAUCGAACCUCAUCAGGACCCUGAGAAACUGAAGCAGCUUCUGAAACUCAUUCAGUUGAGUAAAGACCAGAAAGUGGCCAAGAAAGAGAGCGAUUCUGAGGAAGGUGCCUCGGAAAGUCACGGCCUGAAGAGGAAGAUAGAAGACGAAGAAAACGAGUUGAGUCCAAAGUGUCAGAAAACGAGUUCGCUUAACAACGGGAAACCUGGAGAAAGUAAAGCUGUGGAGCUCCAGUCCUGCCAGUCUCUGGCUGACGUGUUGAGCAGCGUCGGCCUUCACGACACGGACCUCAGGAAGGACAAGACUGAGGGGGCGUUAAAGGUGGUGAAGUUACUGGACAAGCUCACAGAGACAACUCAUGACACAGACCUGCGGAAGGAUAAAGCACAGGGUGCUCUGGUGAUGAAGAUGCUGGAGAACCUCAGUAAAACAUUAGCAGGCUCAGCUUUAGCCAGCGCUGAAGGAACCAAUCGUGUGGAGAGUACUGAAGACACUGAAGCCACUCUACGGGACAGCAUGACCAAACUCGGCCUCCCCACGAACUGCGACAUCGACCUGCGGAAGCGAGCUGCAGACGACGGCGAGACGCAGGGGAAGAUUGACCUCGAGAAGACGCCUGGAAGAGUCCGGGCAAAGAGAGAACAGGUGGAGGCGAAAGAGGAAGAAACAGCUGGAAGUCUGAGCAGCCUGGAGGCGUUUAGUCCGUGCUCAGAUACGAACGGACAGCAGCGUGGAGUCAAUUUACUUGGAGAAAAAUCCAUCCCUUGGGUGCUGAUUCCCAUAACAGGUCUGAAGACUGAGAGAUACACCCGCAGAAGAGAUGACAAUCUGGACGACCCUCGGUAUCUGCAAAGCCCAACGAUUUCCACACACACCAGCCCCGAGAAAAAAGACGUUUCCUGUUCGGAUCAGCCCGACAGCAGUAACGUGUUGACUGAGCCUGAGGCGGAGGCGGAGAUGGAGGUGGUGGAGGAUCAAGAUACCAACCUCACAGAUGAACUGAAAGUCUCUCACAGUCAGGAGCAGCGAGGGACUUCACAUAACGCUGUGGACUCCAUAGUAGAUGAUCAAAUCUCGGGCUUCUCCAACGAGGUGGAGGACCUCUUACGAGAGGAACGUGUGUACUACAUUCCCUAUUCUAGCUCUCACGCACACAGAGACCCCCCACGGACUCCUGUGGCACCGUUCUCAGAGUAUGUCUCGCACUUUUACACCCCUUUACCUGUGCACAGUUACAUUAACUCAUUCAGAGAAAGCGUUAGUGCUUACAUAGAUCCUCAGCUGAGAAAAUGGGAAAGCACAACACACCCAGUUUCACACGUUUCUUCUCCUGCACACUCUAGUGUUUCUUCUUCUGCUCCAGACGUUCUUCCUUCCUCUCCACUUGUUAGCGCACCACUGCACUCUCCCAGCACUGUCCCCGUCACAAGUCUAGCUUUAGCUUCUAGCCUAGUUACCACUAGUUCCACUUCCAGCACUCACACCCCAAUUCCUUCUUCUAGUCCAGCGCAGGCUAAGCAAGAGCAGGGAGGUCUACCUCGCCUGGACGUCUGUAAAGAGGUCCACCAGCCAGCUUUGCAAGAUAUGCAAAGAGCGAACAAAGGACAAAGGCAGGCAGAGCAGAGCUCAGUGAGAGGUAGGAGUCUCUACCAAUCCCAUCAGAGUCAAGGUGAGCCUUCAAAUGGGUCCAUUAGCAGCCUUACUGUGGAAGCCCAGUCUCGCUUGGUCUUGGGUGCAGGAGAAAGUGCGGUUAAUGCCAGGCCGGCGAUCGGGAGCCUGGCUGUGGAUCCAGCUCCAGCUGAUAUCAGCAGUCUCCUCAGCCAGCUGCAGCCGGAAGUCAUCAGCAACCUGGUGAAGAUUAUCGAAGGCGUCCAGAAGAACACCGUCCACUUCUACACCCAUUCUGCCGAGGAGGAGAGUGACGUUUGUUGGGAAAUAAAGGAAUACCUGAAGAGGCUCGGGAAUUCUGAGUGUGAUCCUCAGACCUUUAUUGAGAAAAAAGACAAUCAAGACAAGCUGCUUAUAAUCAUCCAGAACAUCGACAUCGCCGCUCACGUUCACAAGAUACCUGCUUUAGUCUCCCUGAAGAAGCUUCCGUCAGUAAGCUUUGCUGGAGUAGACACUCUGGAUGAUAUAAAGAAUCACACCUAUAACGAGCUCUUCGUUUCUGGGGGAUUCAUCGUCUCUGACGAAUUCGUUCUGAACCCCGAUUUCAUCAAACAGGAGAGACUCGAAACUCUUCUCCAGUAUCUUGAGGAGCUGAACACUCCAGAGAGUCCGUGGAGGUGGAGAGUGCACUGUAAAACACACAAGAAGGUCAAAGAGCAAAGCAGGUGUAACAGUGAGGCUCUGAGUAUACUGAACCUCCUGGCGAUGUACCACAAGAAACAGAUAGUGGAGUUCUUGUCGUAUCAUGAGUGUGACGGUCAGUCCCGCCAAGCUCCUGACCUGGACUGUCUGGUGAAGCUUCAAGCUCAGAACAUCCGGCAGCGUCACGUUAUAUUUCUCACAGAGCGCAGAUUUGAGAUGUUUCCUCAUUACUCCAGCAGUGGCAUAGUUAUCGCAAACAUCGACGACAUACUGUAUAGCAUGGCCAGCCUGAUUGGUGAAGCCUGUGAUAAAAUCCCCUCUGCAAACCUGCAGUCCUGUCCUGCGUCACCAACACUGCGUGAAGAGGACAUGAGCCUGUGUUCUGAAACUGAUAGUACAUCUACCAAACUGUCCAACCUCACUGGGGGCUGCACAUCUUUUGCACUGGAUGCAGAAUCUGGUCUUCUAUCCGAGCCGUACUCGUGCGCACCUGAUCACGCGGCCGUGAGCAAAGCAAAUGAAGCAGCAGCAGUAGCAGCUUCUGUGCCCUCGCCUGUUACUGAGGCACCACAGGAAUUAGACUUUGAAGCUUUGAAGGCGGCGAUUUCUCUGUUUAGGGAGUCAAAAAUACAGGAGCACUCUUCACACGGCCAGCUAUCGCAAGGGACCUUCAGCGUCAACCCUCACCAGAGCUUUCUCAGUCAGAGUGAGGAGGUUCCCUCGGGGAGUAAUAGUGGAACGACGAUAACGAUGGAAGAAUCGCUAACUGAAAAGUUAAUGACACAUCAGUCAUCAUCUUCAGAAGCUGCCAACAUGGCCCAGAUUGGCACUGAAGCUAAAGAUGAAGCAGAAGCUAAAGCUAAAGCUUGCUCAGGCACGAGCGCUGGCCUGAACGAUUCAGAAGGAAACGCAUCUACAUCUACCUUCUCGUUUUCCAGCAACGUGCAACUCGCCUGCAGUCAAACAUCCAACCGAGAUCAAGCCAUUGCUACUACUACUACUUCUUCUUCUUCUUCUACUACUACUACUUCUUCUUCUUCUUCUACUACUACUGCUUCUAUUUCUAAACCCCAGAUAAGUCCAAAUCUGACCAGCGAGACUCCAACAGACUCCACCCAGGAAAACACGGUCAUCAAAAGUACAACAGAAGUGUCCACCUCCAGUUCUUCCAUCACCCAGUCAAUCAAGGACACUUCCAUAAUUGCCACAAUGGCCAAUGCCAAGCACAACACCAACGCUGGUCUCCUGCCAGUGCCUGGAAGGAUGGCGGCCUUCAGCGUGAACAAUGCUUUAGUCGGUAUGGACCGGAUGUUGCUGCAGAGCAGCAGCAGCACAUUGUGGCCUCAAGGUUCUGUAGGUCUGAACAGCCCCGCACUUUCCUCCCAAAACGCUGCUAUCGGACUGAGAUCGGUGACCAACAGUCUCAGUAUGGUCACGCAUUCGGGCGUACGGGGGCUCAUGCACAACAACAACGUGCACAUGGCCUGGAACAGCCUGGCACAAGGUGCGGCGGCGGCGUCAAGCGUUUGGGGCGUUCAGCACAGUAUGGUACUGGGACAAGUCCCCCGGACUCAGUUCCUCCAGAACUACGCCUGGCAGGGCAACCCCGCCUACCAAGGGAACAGGUAUCCUCCUCGUAGAGGAGGCUUUGGUGGCUGGUGAGCCAAACCGUGCCCACCGUGCCAGCUGUGCCUGUAAAUAGUUUAAAUAUCAAAGUCUGGCUGUUUUUUCAUUUUUUCUCAAUUUUCUGUUUGAGGAAGACAAAGCAAGACAAACUAACGUAAAACAAAGCUGUUCUGUAAAAAAAAAAAAAAAAAAAAAAAAAAAACCUUGUCUCAUUUCAUACUUUGUACAGAUCAUUAUAUUUGUAUUUUGAAAAUUUUGUUAAAAAAACAAAAAAAGGUUGGAUUGUCUGGUUUACUUUUCAUUUUGGGGAGAAAAAAACACUACAGGCAAGAAGAGUUGGUCUAAGGCCCUGGUUUUAAAGUUAAUAUUAUUUUUUUAAAAACAAGCAAACUGAACAAACUGUAGCAGCUGUUUGUUAUUCGUCUCUCAGCAGGGAGUCAUUUUCUUCAUUUGUGCAUAAACCAAAAUAAACCAACAUUUGAAUUUAAA
Messenger RNA from Astyanax mexicanus (Mexican tetra), 6447 nucleotides. RefSeq names its product transcription activation suppressor a (gene tasora). The transcript is spliced from 24 exons. Gene Ontology annotation, cellular component: heterochromatin; nucleoplasm. Lineage: Eukaryota; Metazoa; Chordata; Actinopteri; Characiformes; Acestrorhamphidae. The record is from RefSeq and is a predicted model, not a curated record. Bases 208 to 5994 code for a protein of 1928 amino acids. Gene Ontology annotation, molecular function: chromatin binding. Gene Ontology annotation, biological process: negative regulation of gene expression, epigenetic; protein localization to heterochromatin.